Molecule: messenger RNA, 6351 nt
Organism: Patiria miniata (bat star)
Lineage: Eukaryota; Metazoa; Echinodermata; Asteroidea; Valvatida; Asterinidae
Gene: arhgap39
Biological process (GO): signal transduction
Cellular component (GO): cytoskeleton; cytoplasm
Molecular function (GO): protein binding; GTPase activator activity
Source: RefSeq, a predicted model, not a curated record
CACAACUUAUUAACAUAAUUAAACAACAUGGCGGACAGUGGCAAUGCAUUCCCGACUACUUCCUGAGUUAGUAUUGCAGUUUUCCUGCCGCGUUUUUCAGGGGCUAUUUUCCUGUAGCCCGCCAAGAUGACAGAGAGGGUAGAAUGGGUGGAGAUAAUCGAGCCCAAGACCCAGCGGCCGAUGUACGGCAAUCUGAGGACAGGGGAACUAGCAUGGGAACCACCCUCAAACGCUAAAGUAAAGAAGAGAGACAACAACCAGUGGUGGGAGCUCUUUGAUCCCAAGACCAAACGGUUCUACUACUACAAUGAAAUGUUGGAGAAGACAGUCUGGCAUCGGCCACUCAACUGUGACAUCAUACCCCUGGCUAAGCUACAGACACUUAAAUUGAAUACUGAAGUGAGGCCAGAUGACACGGAGUGGGCCAAGCAGCGACAGCAAUCCUCGCAACGGCACCGACAAAGACGAAGCCACAACAGGGACCGACGCGGGGAGCAGCGCGACAACGUCGCCAACGCUGCUACUGAGGGUCUGAUAGAGGAGCACACCAGGGUGGCGAGAAGUGCAAACGGGACUGGACCCAGGUUUCAUAAACGUAUGGACUCGCUGGAUGAAAGGCAUAUCCACUCCUCGCCCAUUGAGAACCGUCGUAAACCCACCCAGGCAGCUACUGUUCCACCCCCUGGUCUCUCCCAUGGAUCUCCCCAAUCCAGACGAGGUUAUCGGAAUCCCCUAGACCAACAGCAACAGGCUCUCUCCUACCAACAGCAGCAGCAGCAGCAGCAGCAGCAGCAGCAGCAACAGCAGCAGCACGGGUCGUUUGAGCAGCUACGACGGCUACGUUCAGACAGCGAGCCACUAGAUCCCAGCUCUCACAUUCUGAUCGGCUCGGAGAAGCGUCGCCGAUCGUCUACGGACAACUCCCGCAUGCAUCACCAUCCAGGCUUUGAGAGACAGAACUCUGGUCGAGGUGAUUCCUUACGAGGAGUCGACCUCUUACGUAGCAGCGGCAGGUCCUUUGAGAGAGAUGGUUCUCCGCCGACUGGGUACCAGCAACGGGGUUCUCCACGAUACCAAGACGGGGUAAGCGUCAACUCAUCCUCGCAAGGAGAUAUGUACAGGGAUGGUUAUGGAGGGGGAAGCCCCCAAUUUGGGAUGUCUUAUGGACAGGGGUAUCCACCGCACCCGCAAAAUAGACAUUAUCAACAUGAACGCUCAGACAGUCAGUUGUCCAUAUCAAGCCAGCAUUCGAUAGGGAGCGGGGUCAAUGUAGGAGGGGGCGGGGUCAGUGUAGGAGGAGGCGGAGAGCACCAGCAUCAUCAUCAGGAGGAGGGGUCACCAGUCAGGACUGUCCAAGACGACAUCCGUAAGCCCGUACCCUCCCCGCGUCUGAAGAAGAAAAGUAAGAUGCCACGGAUGGGCUUGGGAGCAGUUCAGCAUCACUCUCAGCCCCCACCUCACCCCUCCCCGACCAACGCCCAUGGCCAAGCCCCACACCACACCCAACAGCAACAACAGCAGCAUUCCGUUCCUGGUAUCCCACACUCGCAGUCCGGAGAACGCUUCCAACAGCAGUUCCAACAGAGCCCCCCUCCUCACCAAGCCCAGUUCCAACCCCAACUCCCUCCCCCUCCGCCCAUUAGCGAUUUCCGCUCCGGCACGCCCACUUCUGCCACCACCGCUUUCACCUUCCCCCAGCAGCCAGCCCACUACCCCCACCCCUAUCCUUACAACCGACAGGACUCUUUUGAAGCCUCGCCAACAGCAGUGCCCGUCACCUAUCACUACAACGUCCAAACUCCCGACUCCAGUGCCAGUCAGGUCUUCACCCCGUUAGAAUCCUCAGACCUUCCUCAUCACUACCCGACAAAAGAGUUCCGUCAGAACCUCCACAAGCACUCGGAGAGCCAGCUCUCUCAAACCUCCCAGCACUCAUUAUCAUCUCAACACUCGGACUCCUCCCUCCGUCAGGUCACCUCGGACUCUCAAUCCUCGGAUGAUGUGCUCCGAAGCAGCACGCCUCCCAAACAAUCCAAACCUGACAAUCAAAACAUCCCCUCAACACAACAACAACAACAACAACAACAACAACAACAAGCUCCUCAAUCUGAAGACUCCACAUCUCAACACAUCUUCUCCAAACCCGGCCAGGUCCAGAAAUUCAAAGCCAAGCAGAAGCCGAAACGCAUCAUUGACGACAGUCCCAACCCCAUCUACGAGAACCUUGACUUCAUCCAUCAGAAGCAACGCGAGGACCAUCAACGAGUCCGACUACGAGAGCUAGAUCAGAUCCACUACACCACUCUAGAGCCUCCCCAGGUCCCACCUAGGCAACGGAGACCUCUCUCUGGAAUGCCUCCGGCGAUGAGCAUCAUACCCAAUGGUGACAGCGAGGUGAUCGAAGAGGGACAGUUGGAUCUGAGGGACGAUGGAUCGCAAGAAAACCUCAACAAGAGCUUCGAUUCAGAUGAAAAUGAUGAUGAGCUCAAAGUAUCCCAGGACGCACUGGUCUCCGAGGAGCUGGGUACCGGCGCAGAUGACGGGACGUUAAACGACACCCCGGGUCAGAACGAAGUCGAAGAUGAUGAUGAUCAAGGCGAGACGGUCCACGAAUCGUUGCGACGGAACAAGAAACAACAGCAACAGGACAACGGCUCAAUGGUUCCUGGUAUGCCACCGACGCUGGAACGGAGCAUCUCCGUGCAGGACCAACGCCCAUCCUCACUGGUAAUAGGAAUGGUUAAACCCCCCUCUGACGAGUGGAAGCAAAAACAUGGAACGGUCCCAGGUGCGAUCAAGCCCAGCCCCUCCCUCAUCACAAUGGGACGGUCCAAGAAGCCAUCGUCGUCGGAGAGUGACUUAGAGAACUAUGCUGCGGAGAAUGUGAAUCGCCAUAAGAAGGGCAUCUUUAGAAAGAAGAUCCCGCUGUCACAGAUGCUGUCAUUUACUAAGGACCCAAUCAGGAAGCCCAUGCUCCUAACCCGCGACAAGGUCGUCAAGAAGGAAGCAGUGGAAGUCUUCAAGCUGAUCCAGUGCUACAUGGGUGACCGAGUCAUCAAGAACCUGACCCAUGAGUCCGUCUCUCUUGACCUGGUUCGGAGGGGAUGGACGGUGGAAGGUGUACGGGACGAGAUGUAUAUACAAGUCUGUCGUCAGACCACGGCCAACUACUAUGAUGACAGUUUACGUCGUGGCUGGGAACUGAUGGCCAUAUUCCUGAACUUCUUUCCUCCCUCCAUCCGCUUCUUCUCCUAUCUGGAGGGCUACAUCUACAAGCAUCUCACUGGAGACUUUGAUACGAGACAGGUUCCUGUGCGACAGUACGCUGAUCACUGCUACAAGAAGCUAGAGAGGAUAGCACAGACCGGCGCUAGGAAAGGCGUCAAGAAAAUCACCCUUGAAGAAAUCAAUCUUGCCAAAAACUCCGUCUUUCACCCUUCCCUGUUUGGGAACACCUUGGAUGACGUCAUGGAGCUACAGAAGGAACGCUUCCCAGAUCGCGAACUGCCGUGGAUCGCCGUCGUGUUGGCCGAGGAGGUCCUUCGAUUGGAGGGAGAGAAGGUCGAGGGGAUAUUCAGAGUUCCCGGUGACAUCGAUGAGGUCAACGUCCUCAAGGUCAAAUGCGACCAGUGGAUCAUGCCGCAGUGCGAUGACGCCAACAUCCCAGCAUCCCUCCUCAAACUCUGGUACCGUGACCUGUACGAUCCCCUCAUACCCAUGGAGUUCUACGAGCGUUGUAUCCAGUUCUGUAACGACGCGCAGGCCGCACUGACCAUCGUACAAGAACUGCCUGAGCUGAAUCGGCUGGUGCUCUGCCACUUCAUUAAGUUCUUGCAGAUCUUUGCUCAAGAAGAGAACGUCGUCAAGACCAAGAUGGACAUCAACAACCUGGCCAUGGUCAUGGCUCCCAACUGCCUGCGCUGUGCCUCCGAUAAUCCCCAAGUCAUCUUUGAGAACACGCGUAAGGAGAUGUCAUUUAUGCGUCUACUCAUCACAAACCUAGACACCACGUUCCUGGCCGGUGUUAUAUAAACCUCUCUUUCCCCGAUCUUUGAUUGAAGAAAGUGUGAGUUCCGUACACAUUUUUUAAAGGUGUAAAUCUUGUAGAAGGUUUCUUCGGAAAGUUUGAAGAUGGCUGUUGGGUUUCAUUGAGAGUUUUGCAACAGAGCACGUAUUCUAGCUCAAGAGAUCCAUAGACUCCAACACCACGUUCUCGGCCAUGGUGCAUGGUAUUGAGAAAAGGGCGCCCUCUUGUGAUCCGUUCCGGAAAAUCAUUUCAGCCAAUGUCACACUCCGGAUAAGUGAAAUAAAUUACCGUCAAGUUGAGUGCCGUAAAGUUAAAAAGUGUGAAUAAAUCUGGUUGAGCAAAGAGAAAAUUCCACAAGUACUUGAACCUUCUUUGAUGUUAUUUAAAAAAAAAAACCAAAACAGCUUAAUUCUUCAAAUUUAUUUUUAAGAAUUUGAAUUUAAACGGAAAGAAAACUUAAUUUGCCACCAAAGGCGUGCAUAUUUGACAAGAAAGGAGCUAUAAGUAAAAUUUCUCUGGGCAGAACACUGGACCAGCUAUCCAUGAGUACAAGGUUCAAGUUCUGUUACGGUCUGGCUCUCUUUGCUUAAUCUCGUUCUGCACAAAAGACGGCUGUAUCAUACUAAACAUUUGUAAUAAAUUACGGUGUGUAAUAUAUUAAGCAAACAACCCUCAUUCAAUUGUGUACAUUUUUUUUUGCAACAGAACAGCAGACGUGGGUUCAAAUUUGCAAAAGUGUUGGGCCCAAGAUUCUAAUAUUCUUACGAGCUCACAGUACCUACAAAGCAUGUAACGAAAAGCACAAAAUAUUUCCCUGUAUUCAGAAAGAAAAUAAGCUACAGUGUUCACCAAUUAUGGAAAUUAAUGGUAAAGAGAACUGUGAUUUCUAAUUUGAUAACAAUUUUAAUGCCUCAGUGCAGGUGGAUCUUUCAAACAGGUCACAUAAUGUCCAGCUGGUUACAUCACGUAUCCUCUGCACAAGGAUAAACGACUUCCACAAAUUUCUGGUUAGAGGCGUGAUAUGGCACUUGGAUCUCAUGCAUGCGUGUGCCCCAGACUCGGCGCACGACUGCAGUCUUUCAGUGGUCAAAUUUCUGUCAGGACGCCAGCUGUAGGCGAUCAUGGCACGUGCAUUGUUCUACAUGUUCUAUGCGUUAUUCUGUGCGCGGACGCGGCAUAUCACGCAUGUAGACAAUCUGUUCCGUACAUUUGGUACACAAUUUCAGAUGAGUCGUUUACCCUUGUGUAGAGGAUCCGUGGUUACAUUCACUUACUCAUUGGAUGCAAGAGAACUUCUUUAAGUGGCAUGAGGAGCCACUGAGGGUGUGCUUGAGUAGCUCACACGGAUCGACUCCGGUAAAGGCAGAUGGGUUAAUCAAUUGCUCAAACGUGGCCAUCAUUAUCCUCACGUGACCUACGUAGCCGACACCGUAGCCACUGACAAAACGCCCUUUUUGAACCAAGUCUUACUUUCAGAUUUACUGCUUUGUAGCCAAUCGUAAAAAGUAACGACGUCUGGCUGGAAUUAGCGGCCUCUAAAGUUGCAACGAGCUCAGAAAAUAGUGAUCUUGGGGUCCACUUCAGAUUCCGCUGUCCUGCCACCGUAUUUGUCAGUUUCUUGAAACGAACAAUGCAUGUGUGUGUCGUACUUCCACCACUGACUCUGCCUCACGAGCAGAAUCUGUGGUGGCUGACCUGGGUUAACCCCGAGAAUGUCGUCAGAGCUAAUAGAACGGCACAGGGCUGACCCGAGUCGACCCGGGUCAUCUAAUCAAACGCAGCCUAAGUCUAAGAAAGGAAAAAUGCCUGAAUUUGAAACUUUAGACUGUUUGUACUUCUAGCAUGUUAUAUAACUCAACUUUGUAUCCUAAGUAAAAAAAUAAUAAUAAAAAAAUCAACUUGUGUAUAAAUGAUUGGAUCACUACAUAUUGUUAUAAAUAGUUGAAGUUAUGUGAAUUGUACAAAGGUCUGUAGAGCAGAUGGUAGCCAUUUUCUUUUUGGUCAAACUGGUUAGCGUUUUAUAACUUGAGUUAGUCAAGCAUGGCAUUGUUUGUGGAUUAAAAAUAUAAAACCAGUUUACAAAAUUUAAACCGGUUUAAAAAAUUUAAAUCGGUUUACAAAAUUUAAACCGGUUUAAAAAAUUUAAAUCGGUUUACAAAAUUUAAACCAGUUUAAAAAACUUAAACUGGUUUAAAAAAUUUUCAACUGGUUUAAGCACGGUUUAGAGGGAGUUAGCUGCCUUUCAACCAGAUUACCAUUGUUUAAUGCUCAACUGUAACGGUUAACAACGAACCCUCACUUUUGAAAAAGUUUAAAGAAAGGUA